AUGUCCGUUGUAACGAGAAACGUAUAUGUAGAUAAUAGAAACUAUCAAUCGAAAGUCAGGGCAUUUUGUAUUGCACUGUUAAAUAGACAUUGUGAUGUUGAAGUGAAACAACGCAGAAAUGUUAAAGUUCUCACACUGCCAUUUUUCCAAAUUAAAAAACUUCAAUUCAAUAAUAGCGAAGAUGGUGUUAUCGAUUUACAAGAAUUAGUCAAACGAAGAGUAUAUGGAUUAGAAGAGAAAGACAUUCAAAAUAAUAUAAAUAUACAAAGAGUGAUGUAUCGGAAGAAAAAGAAUGGAUAUAGAGAAUCAAUUAAUAUUAUUAAUGACAUUUUAAGUGAAAUUGGGUAUUUUAUUUGUUCAACACAAACACCAGGAAGAUAUAGUAGUGUGAAAAUGGAUAUUGUUAAAUCAAUCAUAGUUAAUGGAGUAGUUUACAAUAAAAAUGAAAUAGAACGAAUUGGAGAAGAAAUCUGUAAAGAAAUAGAAAAGAGAAUAGGGAAAGAAAAGACUGUUUUAGUAAAACAAAACGAUAACAAGCUUUCUAAGUUAUUAAAAGAAAAAUAA
Messenger RNA from Entamoeba histolytica HM-1:IMSS, 564 nucleotides. RefSeq lists its product as uncharacterized. The coding region runs from base 1 to 564 and encodes 187 amino acids. The transcript has a single exon. The record is from RefSeq and is a predicted model, not a curated record. NCBI's taxonomy places the organism in Eukaryota, Evosea, Mastigamoebida, Endamoebidae.